CAUUAACAACUGAUAAAUGACAAAUGGUGGCUGUGGUUGACUCAUUAGAUGUUAUUUUUUCAAGUCUAACUCAAACCAGAAUGAGUAUUCGCAUAAAAGCAUAAUAAAAACAUACGAUCGAAACUUUAAGUAAGAAUUUAAUUGAAAAUAAAAUAAAAAUGCAUCGGCGUCGAGCACCGAACUUUACGUAUGUGAGCGGUUGUGUAAAAUACAUGAUUUUUGUGAUAAACUUCUUAUUUUGGUUGGUAGGCGGAUUGCUGAUCGGAAUCGGGCUAUAUUCAUUUAUUGACAAAUGGCAAGCCACUGGACUUAUAAAGCUCAACUCACUGUAUGAUUUUAUUCUGAAUAUAAGCUUACUGAUAGCUCUGAUUGGCGGGGUUGUCUUCAUAGUUAGUUUUGCUGGAUGCGUUGGAGCAUUGAGAGAGAACACUUGUCUGUUGAAAUUUUAUUCCCUGUGUCUGCUGAUUCUGUUCCUGGUGGAGAUGGGCGGGGCUGUAUGCGGGUUCGUGUUCCCGCGCUCGCUGCAAGGCUUCUUGGAGCUGAGCUUCAAGGAACACGUGGUCCACGCGUACCGGGACGACACCGACCUGCAGAACUUCAUCGAUUUCGCUCAGCGAGAUUUCCAUUGCUGCGGCAUCACUUCGGACGGCUACAUGGACUGGGCCAAGAACGAGUACUUCAACUGCUCGUCGCCGUCGGUCGAGAGGUGCGGGGUUCCGUUCUCGUGCUGCAUCAACGCGACCGACAUAUCGUCGGGGCUGGUCAAUAUCAUGUGCGGCUAUGGAGUGCAAAAUUAUCCGGUAGCGGAGGCUAGUAAGCGCAUAUGGACCAGUGGCUGCCUGGAGAUAGUGCGGUCGUGGUCCGAGCGCAACCUGUACACCAUCGCCACGGUCGCGCUGGGGGGCGCGCUCAUGCAGCUCUUCGUUAUAUACCUCGCCAAGACCCUGGAGGGACAGAUAGAGCUGCAAAAAGCAAGAUGGCAAACAUGAAACAGGGGUAUGAUGUGCGCUUACCGCGAGGACGGUCGGCGCGCCUGCCUCUAGCCGGGACUCGAACCCGCGGCCCCCGCACACACCGCCGAGCUCUCUACACCGGACGCGUACUGAAACAAUCGCGAACUUUCUUAAAUACCGAAUCCAAGACAUUUGUGGUGAAAGUUCUAUUUUAAUUAUAACCGUAGUUGUAGUUAGUAGGUUAUUUAAAUACGUAGAGCCAACCCUAACUCGGAUCCUGAAUACUGCCAUUUAAACUUGCUAGUAGGGAAGUUUAGAAACUAAAAAUAAUAAUUGAAUAUGCAAUUUCGAAAAGGGCACAUCUCUGAAAAUGUAAAAUUUUCAGGAAAUGAAAAAAAAAAACUGAUUAUUUUCUAAAGCAGUGUAAAAUUUAAAAUAUUAACUUUUGAGAUAUAUUUUAGUGUUAAUUAGCAAUUGAAAAUUAACUGGAUAUAUUAUAAAAUGGGUGUAGGUAAGCCUCAAAACUACAUGUAUAUGAAAAAAUGUAUUUGACAAAAUAUGCGACAUGUGCCCUUUUCGAAAUUGCAUAUUCAAUUAAAAACAUUAUUUAGAAAAUCGAACUAAACUAAAAUAUUAUUUGUACUUUUUUCGGAAUCUCGUGACUCUAUUUACGAUAUUAGGCCUAUGAGCUUAGUGAGAGUUUUUUAACGUUCUCGAUAGAGUAAAAGUUAACUCAAAUUUGUAUGGAGUUGGAACAGCGCCCCUAGCGGCAAACGUAGGCAAACGUUCCAAUUCGAUACUAAUUUGAGUUAACUUUUACGCUAUCGUAGAUUGAAGAAAUCGGGGGCCCACAGACAUCUACAAAGUUAAUGUACCACCCAUCUUGAGAUAUCAGUUCUAAGGUCUUAAGUAUAGUUACAACGGCUGCCCCGCCCUUCAAACCGCAACGCAUUACUGCUUCACGACAGAAAUAGGCAGGUCGUACCUACCCGCGCGGACUCACAAGAGGUCCUACCAGUAAUUAGGGAAGCACUCCCCCUUAACCCGGGUCGGAUAUCCGGCUUCUACGAGCAUGCCCCCACCCUGUCCCCCGGGCUGUCCGCCACACUCACUCAAACUUGUUUUAUACUUCUUUAUUUUUUGGCUCCGGCACGGUUUGUGCAUUGGCCAGCGUCAAGUAAUAAGAUUUUUAUAGUUCGCCGUUUUGAUUAUUUACAAUUUAUGAAUAAUAAAAAAAAAAACGAAGGAAACUAAUCGCGACAUUAACAUAAAUGAUUAAAAACGAAUUAAACUUACAAAUGAGAUGAUAUGUGAUGAAAUAUAAUCUCAGUAAAAUGGUGGUCAUUUACUGACUGAGAGUUUUUCGGUGACUUUUUUUGGAGGAUCCCGAGAAGUUACGUCCAGCGGCUUUGUUUCAUUUUCCCACAAAAUUAUGCAUUUUCACAGAUACUAAACAGUUAAUAAACCACCGUUAUUACACAUUUAAACCAAGAAGAAACACUAAAUAGACAAAAUAAAACAAAUCACAUAACUUCACUCCUCGUGUUCCCGCUAAAAAGUCUUCACACUUCAUACGUCAGACGAUAUCGUCGCUUCUCAAACUUGACUGUCACUAAUGAAUAUUAUGUAUUAGUUCGAGUUCCCCGAAUUCAAUAAAACGGUAUUCGUAUCGAUCUAAAUUAAGUCGUAAAUGUUCUGAUACUAUGCGGGGGCGCGGAACGUGGCAGUCCUCAUCCUUUUAAAAAUUUUUUCUUGAAAAAGAAAAUUGGGAAAUUAUCAAAUUUAAUAACGCAAAAGACUGAUUCGUAUAUUAUGUAAAGCAAAAAAAAAAGAAGCAUAAAUUCCAAAUUUUUUUUUUUCUUUCUAUUAUUUAGUAAAAUAUUUACCAAAAUAUUAUUGUUCAAAGAAACUUUACUUCUUAAUGUUUAAUUACAUUCCAUCGCUCAAUUAUACAAAUUUUAUAUUUACAUUUUUUAAAGUAUUUGGCAUUAAUUGCUCAAUUUUUUUUUUUCUCUUCAAAAUGUUUUAAAGAUUAAAUAUAAAUCAAGUUAAAUAAUAACGGUGAGAAAGAAUUCAUGGAAGCUUCUAGUACAAGCAAUCGGAGACCAACAAAUCUGUUAAAGGAUAAAACUGAACGCGUUAACGUUUUUAAUCAAAUUAAAACAAUCACUAUAUAUAUAUGUUACCGGAAAUGUAUGAAAUCAAGGAAUUGUAUACAAAUCCUAGGAAAUGUGUACAAUUCCGAUACUAUUUAGGAAAUGUAUAAAAUAUUGUUUGAAAAACUAUUUAAUGCAUACAUAUCCUAGGAAAUGUAUAAAUUUCCUCGGAAUUGUAUAUAAUUCCAAUAUCGUAUUAGGAAAUGUAUAAAGUAAAUGCUUUCUGAAAUAAAACAAGUUGUUAAUAAAAAAAAUUUAUUAUAAUACUUAUUGAGACAAUCGGGUAACAGUCAUACCGUAAAAUAAGAAUAAUAUAUUCAUAUUAUCUUACUAAUUAAAACUUCUAAAAUCAACUAUCUAUUAACUUUUAACGUAUCACAAAAUCAACUUAUAUUUAUUCUUAUAAAAUCAAAUUUUCAUUUGGCAAGUAAUGAGUCUGAUAAUGAAGUAAUUAUAAAUGUCAAAGUAUAAAAGUAAAUCUUUAUAUUAUAAUACUUUGUCAGUCCAUAUAGCUAUUUAUUGAUGUGCCUUUGGAAAACAUACAGCAUUGUAUUAUGAAGAAGCAGUGUGUACUUAGCUUAAAUUCCUUGUCUAUGUCCAACCAUAGACAGUCAAUUUAGUUCCAUCUUUAGCCGCUAGGUGCUGCCAGCAAGUAUAAAGGGAGCGCAGCCAUCUUUGAUCUCCAUAGCGUUGUGUACUUUCGUACUGUGAAGUCGCAAGUCCACAAAUAUUUAUUCGACUUCUUAUUAAUUGCAAAAAAUAUUUAUUUUGUGUUUCUAUGAGUGUUAUUUUGCAAUCAUUACGAGUAUUAUUUACCAAUCCUAUCAUCGGACGCCAUGAAUCACGCGUCAUCUGUUGGAGGUGAUGUUGAGUCAAGCUCCAUAAUUUCCGAGAGGGAAGAUGUCCAGGCGAGACGCGAUGGAGACGCCUCGCGUUCGAACAGCUCGUCGAGCGAAAAAGAACAAAAGGAGUCUCUGCGUAAGAAACGACGGGAUUCAAAGGUAACGGUUGAUCUUCGAAUCGGCUUGUUAUCCCACCAGGUCAGUGACGUUGUAAAUCUAAUAAUGCAUCAACUGUGUGUAACAAUUGAAUGUAACGAAAAUUGUUGUAAACAAAUUGAUCUCGUCAAUACGGAAAUUUUGACAAAAACACAACAGAUUUAAACUAAUAAUCUUUGUAACAUAAUUACUGAAAACUUUGACAAAUCGUCUCCGUCGUACAAGUUACCCGUAAAAAGCGUUUUAAAUUGUAUACGGAAAAAAGGGCCGUAUGUAUAGAAAUAAGACGUCAAAGUUUAAUUUCCGUGGUCUCUAACAAAGUAUCCUGUUGCCAACGCACCAUUCAUUGAGGAAUUUUUGUUUGAUAAUACUAAAUUGAAAUCUAUUCAGUCCCUCGGAGGGCUACAAUCCUAUUUGUCACGAUCUCGUACAAAAGGUAAGCCAAACAUUAUAAACAAUCAUAGUCCGUAACAUCUGGCACAAUCCAGAGGGGGGCAAUUGAUGACACCGACGGGAGGCACUGAGUGCCACCAAAAUUGUAAUAAUUUGUAAACCAUGUAUGGUUACCAAAUACCGUAAAAACUACCUUUUUCUGCGGAAGAAAAGCGACGGAUCAAUGCGUCCAAUUUUCGAUCUUCGAGAGUUGAACAAGGUCGUAAAGAUAAAACACCUAACUGUUUUCGGACACCUAGGUACCAAACUUUCUCCACCCAGGGGACUGGAUGAUAGAAUUGAACAUUUCUCAGGAAUAUUUUUCUAGUAUCAGUCGCAAAAUUUCGUCGAUACUUCUUGAGGAUCAGUACCAAGGUACCAGUAUCAGUACCUCCAGGAAGGAAUCGGUACCUUCUUAUGAGUUAGUAUGAAAUGACAUGCCUACCCUUCGGUCUGGCUUCAGAGCCACACCUUUUUGCUUCUAUAACAUGCGGGUCGCAGAGACCUUGCGUGCAAAGGGAACUCGAGUGCUAGUGUCUACUAGACGACUUCCUUUUUGGUCGACCAAGACAAAUCCAAGUUGAAACUUCAGGCUGCAGAAGCUGUGAAGCUUUUGGAUUAACCUUUUUUGCUUCCAUAACAUGCUGGGUCGCAGAGACCUUGCGUGCAAAAGGAACUCGAGUGCUAGUCUACCUAGACGACUUCCUUUUGGUCGACCAAAACAAAUUCAAGUUGAAACUUCAGGCUGCAGAAGCUGUGAAGGUUUUGGAUUAUCUGGGCUGGCAUGUCAAUUUCCAUUAUAUAGGGUGCUCGGUCGCUCGGUCGCUCGGUCGCGGAGAUAUUGCGUGCAAAGUCGAGUGCUAGCUUACCUACACGACUUAAUCUUGUUUCACCAAGACAAAUAAACGUUUUUGUUCCCAUAGCAUGCUCGGUCGCGGAGACCUUGCGUACAUAGGGAAGUCAAAUGUUAACGUACCUACGCGACUUUCUCUUGGUCCUUGAAGACAAAUACACCUUUUUGCUUCCACAGCAUGCUCGGUCGCGAAGGCAUUGCGUGCAAAAUCGAAGUGCUAGCUUACUUACACGACAUGAUCUUGUUUCACCAAGACAAAUAAACGUUUUUGCUCCCAUAGCAUGCUCGGUCGCGAAGACCUUACGUACAUAGGGAAGUCAAAUGUUAACCUACCUACGCGACUUUUUCUUGGUCCAUGAAGACAAAUACACCUUUUUUGCUUGCAUAGCAUGCUCGGUCGCGGAAACAUUGCGUGCAAAGGGAUGUUGAGUGUUAUCCCACCUACGCAAAUCCCACCAGGUCCAUCAAAAGAAGUCCAAGUUGAGUCUUCAGGCCACAUAAGAUGUAAAGCUCUUGGAUUAUUUGGGCUGCCAAGUCAGCCUUACAAAAAAUCAAUUAGUACACUGGUUCAAGAGAUGACAUGUCUAGGGAUUCGAUGGAAAAUUGCGAGAAAUGAAGUGGCCACUCAACAACAUCCUAGCUCAAACUCUGACGGAAUUACAUCAAUCUAUGCUAACUUGCAAAUUUUCUUGCGAAGUUUCAAGAAAAGGGGUAAAAAACAGGCCAUCCUGCAUGUUAAAUGCAGUGCUGACGCGGAGCCACAUGUUAGACAUUGCCGAUACACAAAACCAACCAUUUCCUGGCAACGGAAGCUUCGGACAUGUGUAGGGGUUAUAAAUGCAGUGCUGACGCGGAGCCACAUGUCAAACAUUGCCGAGACCCAAAACCAACCAUUUCCUGGCAACGGAAGCUUCGGACAUGGGUAGGGGUUACAAUUAGACAAAAUAUUAACGUCCUGUCUAUGGUCAGCUCAACAACAGAAACGGCUCACCCACAAAAGAGCUAUUUGCAAUGGUAGUGACAAUCAAAAUGAAUCUGAAAGUAUUUCACUAACGUUGACCUUUCGAUUUUUAAACCUAAGCGAUAAGUUCAAGAUAACUGUCAGCUUAUAAUCUCUCGGGGAGAUACAACAUCAUAGCCGACAGGCUAUCACGAGGAAAUCAACCUGCGAAAUGGCACUUUUUACCACAAGUGACCACAAAAGUUUUUUCGAAAGUGGGGUCAUCCGGAUAUAAACCCAUUCGCCGACCAAGAUUGGAUACCUUCAGCAGACCGUAGAGGAUGCAACUAGCAUGGAGAAUUCCUCCUCUCAACCUUCUCCCCAAAGUACUGACUCACUUCAACAGUGUCUAGGGAACCUACCUGGUAGUGUUCCCAGACUGAGCGAAAGCAUUUGGGUUUCAAAGCCCUCAGAUCCCGAACGCUAGAUAACUCGCACGAAAUCCAAAACCUGCCUCCUCCACAGGUUAAACAUUAACCCUGAAAGCUUAGAAAGGGGGGGGGGGGGGGGAGGUUGUACAAAUAAUAGACUGGUCUAAACAGGAGAAGAUUUAUUGAAAAUUAGCUGGUGUCAAUCCACUUUGUCAGCAUACUUACCAGCAACUAGAAAAUUUUGCCUAUAAAACAAUCCUUCUGCAUCAUAAAGCAGCGCUGUCGACUUUCUGUGGGCGAAAUACAUGUAGGACAGCAAACAUUCUCAAGCUCUCUAAUAAAAAUUGCUAUUUUAAAAAAGCCAUCGGAAUAGCUAAACAAAAUUCAACUACUUAUUACAAUUUUACUAAGUGUAGUCCCAUUCACAUGAGAUCCGAGAAUAGUUCUAAACUGGUUUUCUUCAAACCCAGCCACCACAUCACGCCUUAAUGUAGCUUGAAGGACACCAACAACCAUGUUGCUGGCUACUGGACGCAGAGUUAAUGACCUUACUUUGCUCAACAUUUCUAAAGACAGUUUCUUUGAUAACAGAGAAAAACAUCUUUCUGAUACCAGUCUUUGGGUCUAAAAUUGAAAUCCAUUUUCGUCAAUAAUCUGCAUAAGUGCUUUCUAAACAUGAAACUAAAGACAUGCCCGGUAAGAUUCGUAAGGACUUUUUUCUAACUAUGUGUGUUGUCACAAAAGCGGCAUCCCGUACUGUAAUUGGAAACUGGUCUUCGUUCAACCUUACGAGGUAAUGGCAUCAACGCAUCUCUAAGAAGUUGUAGAUGAGCAGUAGCCUCUGAGAUGGAUUGAUAAUGAACCAAUGGACGAAAUACUUUCUAGAGGCAAUUGCAAAUCAUCCAAACGUUUACAAUAAUUAUUGCCGAAUAAUAGAGCUUCGUAAAGAUCCUCACGAUUCUUUUUUUCAACACAUUUACUCUUACAUGAUGUAUAUACAUCAUUUAUACAAUUUACACAUUUUCUUGUAUUUACAAGAUAAAAUGUUUAUUACAAACUUAUAAAUAUUUUUUUAUUAUUGAAUUAACAUGAAAGUUAACAGCUGUGUUUUUUCGAUUUAAUAAUUAUAUAAAUUAUGAACAUUAUCUUUGCGCUUCAUAAUUUUAUUAUGGCUUUACCUAUUUCAUCAUAGCGUUGUGCUUAAUAAUUUCACCAGCAGAUAACAAACACGUCUUCAUAAUACAAUGCUGUAUGUUUUCCAAAGGCACAUCAAUAUUACGGUUUUACAUAACAAUAAAACCGAUAUUAUGUGCCGAGAAGGAAAACAUACAGCAUUGCAGGAAGUUCUUCCUGGUGAAGACUAUGAAGAUCAAAGAUGGCUGCGCUCCCUUUAUACUUGCUGGCAGCACCUAGCGGCUAAAGAUGGAACUAAAUUGACUGUCUAUGGUUGGACAUAGUCAAGGAAUUUAAGCUAAGUACACACUGCUUCUUCAUAAUACAAUGCUGUAUGUUUUCCUUCUCGGCACAUAAUAUCGGUUUUAUUGUUAUGUAAAACCGUAAUAUUUUUGCAGGGUAAGCUCGAAUGGCAUUUGGAAGUACAUAAUACUUUAUUUUUAAAACACAGACAUCUUGAUGUAGCACAGUUUUUCUUGCAAAGGCACUUCUUAAAUCCCUGGCCGGUUCCAGUGGAUUGCAAGUUGGCAACUGACCGUAAUGCAAGACUCGUCCCGCUGUCCCCGCGUACCCACCAAUAUCUUAAAUGUUUUACAUUUCCGAUUGCUAUUUAGGAAAUGUAUAGAUUUCCUAGGAAAUGUGUAAUGUGUAAGUAUAAUAUAAUUUAUUUCACACAUUUCCGUGCGAUUUUAGGAAUUACAUACAUUUCCUAGGAAUUGUAUACAAUGACGGAUUACAUACAUUUCCGUUAACAUAUACAUAUAUACGGGCCGCUCCGGCUCCGGGCUUUAACAAAAAUUUCAACGAUAUUUGACGUUGUUUUUUUUUUUUUAUUAAAAGUACACUUAUUGCGGCAUUAGUAUAAUAGUUAGACAUAUGCUGUCGCGACACUCUUUGUAAAUAGUAAUGUGUUCUAUAAAGUCAUAGUACAUUAUUUUAUUCUAUCAUCAAUAGUUUUCGCAGGGCACACGAUGUAAAGAAUAUUUUAGGUAUUUUUUUUACAUCUUGGGUUACAUUUUUAGAGUUUUAGUAAGGAUCCCUAAAUUUUUUCAAAAAAGUUUAUAGCCUAUGUCACUCGGGAAUAGUGUAGCUUCCAAACCGUGAAAGAAUUUUUCAAAUCGGCUCAGUAGUUUCGGAGCCUAUUCAAUACAAACAAACAAACAAAUCUUUCCUCUUUAUAAUAUUAGUAUAUAUAUAUAUUUAUAUAUAUAUAUAUUUUUAUUGAUGAAAUACAUAAAAAUUAAUAAUAUGUAACAGAUUAUAUCUUCUGUAUGGUAAGCUGAACGCGAAUCAGAGCUAGUUUUUGUUUGCGAUUAUAUUUAAGGCGGUUGGCAUGGAGUUUCUUUGCUCCAAAUGACGUCACAUGUGGUCAUACGUUCACAUUUUUUUCUUUUUCAAAACUUGGAACUAGCUAAGUUUUAUUUGGCCUGGUUAUUAAUUAUAUCUUAAUGUAUUAUCUUGACUAAAGCAUAGAAUCGCAUUCCGAAAACAGAAUGUUCCCUAUAAUGCAUUAGAAGGUAGCUGAUCAACGUAAAUGCGAUCUUAUUGCCCUGCCGUUAAGAUUUAUUUUCCCGAUUGAAACUCGUUUGUUGAUGCGAUCCUCAACCAGCUUAAACUAACGAAUGUAAUAUGUAACGGUUUUAAUGAAAUGAAAAUGCUGAGUCGCGCUCUCGUCUUGGGCACAGUGCAAUUUUGUAAAUAACAUCCUAGGAUUAAGUUCUCUUAUGUAUCUCUAGUAGCGAUGGACCUUAAAGCGAUUUCGUGUUAAUCAUCAUCAUUCUUCUGCCCUUCUCCCAGUCAUCUGGGGACAGCGAAUUUAGCAGGAAUACAACAUAUACGCAUGUGUAAUUAGAUGAUUAAAAUCGUGUAUUAUUUUCCCGUUGAGCUAACGUACUUAUUCUAUGAAAUACAUUAAAAUCCUCUACGCGGGUAGUCUCUUGUUCAACCCGUGUCCACCCAAUGCUGAGUGUAGGUCUCUCCGAAUUCACUCCAUUCUCUUUCGGUCUCUUGCUUUUCGCAUCCAGUCCUUACCAACCACUUGGACCAGGUCAUCGGUCUACCUCUACGGCUGUCUGCCCACGUUACAACGACCAGUGCAAGGUUUCCACACCAGUAUUUUUGUGCCCCACCGAUUGUCAGUGCGACGGCAUUUAUGGCCGACCCACUUCCACUUUUCCGAGCAAUCACUUUGGCUAUGUCGGUCAAACCAGUUCUUCGGAUUUCGGUGUUGCGUACCCUAUACCUUAGAGAAAUGCCUAACAUAGCCCAUUCCAUAUUAUCUAGAACCGCUGAGUUCAUCGACAAUGCGUUUCCAGAGGUGUUUUUUGCCACGUACCAUACGGUUAUGGAAUGAGCUCCCCUCCACGGUGAUUCCCGAGCGCUAUGAAAUCUCCUUCUUCAAACGAGGCUUGUGGAGAGUAUUAAGCGGUAGGCAGCGGCUUGACUCUGCUCCUGGCAUUGCUGAAGUUCAUAGGCGGCGAUAACCACUCACCAUCAGUUGGGCUAUAUGCUCGUCUGCCUACAAGGGCAAUAAAAAAAUUCUCGCUUACGACAUUUUUAAGAUAAGCUCGCAUAUAUACAAGUUCCGAACAACAACAUUCGGACCGUCGGUCUAACGAGCAAUAUCACCCGCUCGGUGGAAGAUCUUCCUUUCGUCGUCUAAGCCUUCAAUGGUUUUAUGCGUGACUUGCAUUUCGAUCAUAAUUUGCUUUGUGAUCGACCAUGUUUCGGCCUCAUACACCAUCACAGGGAGAACACAUUGCUCGAAUAUCCGACGCUUCAAUUUCAUAGGUAUACUAGCUGUACCUGUCCGCUUCGCUGGGCAUAUAAAAUUAACAUUAUUAUUUCUCACCCCCACAAAGAUUCUCAUCAUUAACGCCCCCGCAACUGCUGUAGGGAGUCCAACACUCAUAUAAACAUUAGCCUAUCCAUUAAGUACAUGUAUUUUCUACAUGGAUACCAAGUUUCAAGUCAAUUGGAAUGCACGGUUCAGUAGUUAUAACGGAACAUCCGUAAAACCACUCUAGAUUUAUAUAAUAGUGUAGAUACCCUUUAUUAUGUCAGCCAGCUUACCGAAAGUAGCCCGUCCUAGCUGUGUGCGGCUCUUUAUCUUCCGUUCCUGGCUGGUUCUAUCGAGACUGAUGUUCUGCCCUAAAUAAAAAGGCUCUAUUGUUUGGCCUCUAACUUGAAUGUGAUCCACUCCAUCACCACAGUACAUAAUUUUGGUUUUGGAGAUGUUCGUAUUAAGGCCAAUAACGCCAGUAGUGUUACUGAUUAAAUACUACCCGUAUUCCAACUAAAUUCUUUUAGGUUUUUUUUUGUGAUUCGUAAACACGAAGCAAACAAGACGGUGCGUCUAUUCGACGCUGUCGUAAAUGCCCGUAUGCAAUAUUAACGUUCGAAGCGUAGCCAAAAUAAUAUUUCGUAUGUCACUUAAGACGUAGUGUACGCCUGUAAAUAUAUAUUAGAAAAAGAAAAAAGAAAAACCAAAUUGUAAAAAAAAAAAACAAAGAAAAACAAACCCAAAGUUUGUAUCGUUCUUUAAUCUUAAGAUCGUGUAUUAUAAUACUAAAUUCGAAAUACAUUAUUAGUGUUUAUAAAUCGAUGCCUCCAAUGAACAGUACUCUAACUCCAAAUUCGUAGGUUUACAGGAGGAGAGUUUAAACGAAAAAAGUUGAUAAAUAUAACUGCAAUAAUAAAGAUUUUAUGGUUUUUUCUUGUGUAACUAGCUGAUUUACUCUUGCUUCGAACCCCAUUAAUAAUGAAUUUGUAAUACUCUUAAAAUAUUGAAGCGAUUUGCGUGAAAAACGAAAAUUUCAAAAUUUUGAGUUACAGUGGUGUUCAUUGGAGGCAUUGAAAUGUUUCUAGGAAAAUAUUUACGAUUUUUAUCUUUCGCAUACAGUAAAGAUUAAUUGAAGACCCUACUUCCAAUCAUUUGUCCUUUAAAAAUGAAACUGGAAAGAAACGUCAAUAGAAAAUAGAGAUAGAAAAAAAAAGCGAUUUGACGGUAGUCACAAAAACACCUCGGUUGUCCGUGAACACGAAAACUGAAGUACUCCUUACGACGUAAACAAUAAAACUCAAAAUGAUAUUUAUCUAACAAAAUAAAUUAACGCCAUAUAAUUAAUUACUCAAGACGCAUUUUUAAAUAAUAGAUUUAAUGUAUCUUUAUACUCGGUUAUAUUUACCCCCUCCCUCCGUAUAUAGGAAUAAUUAUAUCUAAUAGAUUUUCAAUGUUGCACUAGCAGAAGAGUCAUAUCUGAAUUAAGAAGUUAACGAUAACUAAGAAUAGUGCUCAUUUAAAAGAUACAGUGCUCGGCGAUAAAUCUUACACAUCGACUCUUAAAAAGAGACAAUCGGCUAAUUUCGGCUUCGUAGAGCGCUAUCUCUGUCGCACACUACGUGACGUAUAUGAGUCGUUGUCUUACCGUAGACCCUAAUAGACAUCAUACUGAUUGUGUUCGUUAGCCGAAUCCGAAUGUCUCUUAUUCAUCGAGUACUAAUUAAGACAUGUCGGAUUUAUCAGACCGAUCCGAUCGCGCCAUAUCAUUGUGUCUUCAACCACAAUGAUAGUGAUACAAAAGGUGAAUAUUGAAAUUUGCCAAAAUUAUUAGAAUACAUUAUUCAAAAAAUAGCAUUAAAACAUUUUAGUGGCCAUAUUUAUCCUGAUAUAACAUUCAGGAUUCUAUAAGUCGAGACUUAAGAAGCAUAAGGUCGGUUAAGAAUAUACAGCAAGUAUAAUAGGAAAAAGGCGAACGUUGGUUGGCGAUUAAAAUAUAUUUUCGCUUAUCCCGUGUCCGUUACGACCUUACUCUUCUGAAAUUUCGACGUUUUGAGGGUAUUCGCAAAUCUCAAGCCACAAGUAUUGGUCAUGUGCCAAUACAAAUGAAGUUAGAUUUGUGGCAACUCAGAAUCAUUAAAAGCUUUGCAAUAGACAAGCUGACACCGUUAGCAAAAUAAUCUAGUAAAGUAGGUAUUUUAAUCAAAUCAAAGAUAUAUAUUAUAUUAGUCUCAUGUCAAGUUAAAAACUAAUUUACGAGUGACGUCAUUUGUGGCUAGUUGCGUGUCCGGAAAACGGUGAGUUCGGAUUUUGGCCCCAAAUGACGUCACACGAAAUUAAUUUACCUUUAAGCUAGUUUUAGUGGUUUGCGGGGCGAUUUUAAAAACGAUCGCCUGGCCGGUUCCCUGUCACCGGUAAAAUUAAAAAUGAUAAAUCAUAUCCCGCAAAACGUUUUUUUUUUCAAUUGUUCUCAUAAAAAAAAUCUUAAAACGAUAGUAUUAGGUAAUUAUAUAAUAGUUGAUAAAUUUAUUUGAAUAAUUCCGAAUCUAUAGUUGUUAUAGUUAUCACGUAAUAAUGUAAUCUAUGUAAUAAAGAUCUAAGUCGAUAUUCUUAUACAAUUAAUCUUUAAGUAAAAUGAAAAUGUAUAAAAAAUGAGAGAAUUAAAUGAUAUCGUGUCGUGAA
Molecule: messenger RNA, 13397 nt
Organism: Bombyx mori (domestic silkworm)
Lineage: Eukaryota; Metazoa; Arthropoda; Insecta; Lepidoptera; Bombycidae
Product: tetraspanin-33
Exons: 7
Coding region: 159-989 (276 amino acids)
Cellular component (GO): plasma membrane
Source: RefSeq, a predicted model, not a curated record